Molecule: messenger RNA, 1675 nt
Organism: Marasmius oreades (fairy-ring Marasmius)
Lineage: Eukaryota; Fungi; Basidiomycota; Agaricomycetes; Agaricales; Marasmiaceae
Exons: 7
Coding region: 174-1451 (425 amino acids)
Biological process (GO): transmembrane transport
Cellular component (GO): membrane
Molecular function (GO): transmembrane transporter activity
Source: RefSeq, a predicted model, not a curated record
CAGCUUUCGGUUUUUAUCAUACCGUCAUGUUGAACCAGGCUAGUCAGUUUCACCUCAAUGCAUUGAUCCAGAGCUCGAAAAAAGGUUUUCUUCGAAUUUUCGCAUUCAGCUGCUGGUAAUGAACUCUUAUAAGACUUGUUCGCCGCCUGGACCUGCGUAUUAUACCUUCCUCUAUGAUAAUUUACCUUCUAUGCUUCUUAGAUCGGUCUAAUAUCGGUAAUGCUAAAGUCCUCAAUGGUGAUGACAAUUCUUCCCUUCAACAAACCACACACACUUCGAACGAUGAAUUCAACACUGCGUUAAUGGUCUUCCUUGUUGCCUAUAUUCUAUUCGAAACCCCCUCCACUUACAUGCUGAAGAAGUUUCGGCCGAGUCGGUGGAUCGCUUUCUUGAUGUUCGGUUGGGGUUGUAUGACAAUGUGUUUGAGUGCUGUGCAUAAUUUUGCGCAGCUCGCAGCCCUCAGGUUUCUGCUGGGGAUGUUCGAGGCGGGUUUGUUCCCAGGACUGGUGUAUUUUUUGACAUUUUGGUAUAAACCCGAGGAACGCGCUCUACGUGUAGCUCUCAUUUUGGCAUCUGCCACCCUCGCGGGUGCGUUUGGUGGUGCCAUUGCCUUCGGAAUAGGUAGUAUGAAUGGUGUUCAAGGUCUACAGGCGUGGAGAUGGUUGUUCCUCAUCGAAGGCGUACCGGCUUGCAUCUCUGCUUUGCUUGUCUUUUUCUUAUUCCCUGAUUACCCGGAAAUUGCUCACUGGCUCACCGACGCGGAGAGGUACAUAAUAAUAAAGAGACUCAGUGGCGCUGCAUCAGUCGGACACGAUAAAUUGACAUGGAAGGAAUCCAAGGAGACUUUGAUGGACUGGCGGCUAUAUGUUCAUUACCUGGUUUACAUCUGUAUCUCUGUGCCAUUCUCCAGUAUUUCACUCUUUGCGCCUACCAUCGUAUCUGGUCUCGGGUACCGUGGUCUCGAUGCCCAAUUAUUCACAGUUCCACCGUAUGCUAUUGCCUUCGUCGUCACUGUUAUCGUAUCGUGGUUAAGCGACAGGCAUGAAGCACGCUCUUGGGGUUGUAUGAUAUCCUUACUUAUUGCUGGGAUAGGUUUCAUAGUUGAAGGCGCACUACACCCAACAGCAUUUAAAGCCAGAUACUCUGUACUUUGCGUCGCCGUGUCAUUUUCUUUCUCAAGCAUACCACCACUACUUUCGUGGCUUACCGGAAAUCUGAGAACUACAACAUCCGCUACCUUGAGUGUGCCGUUAAAUGUUUCAUUUGGUGGGAUUGGCCAGAUUAUCGGUGUCUACAUCUACAAAGCAAGCGAGUCGCCAGGUUACCCUACUGGGCAUUUUAUAAAUGCUGGGUUCGCGCUGUUUGGCUCAACGUUGGCCUUGUGGUUACGAAAAUUGUACUUGAGACGGAACAACCAACUCGGGGAGGGGGAUCGGAGAUGGCGUCUAUAAAGACCGUAACGUCUUGAGAUUAUAUGAAGUCUCCUUUGGCUACUAGUCUACAGCUCGUAGCGACGACUACUCGAAAAAGAAAGAAAGGAAAAAGAUUAGGUGGAACUCUUAACGUGGACGGACUGGUUCAGAAGACACGCAUAGAGAAAAGCAGACCGGAAAAACAUGAAGACAAGUAAUAGGUACAGCAAUACGAAAGACCUCAGCCAUCAUUUGGCACGCGC